UGGGACCAGGCGGCGGAAAGCGGCCACCGGCGCGGCCAGCCCCGACCGAGAGCAUCGCAAUUCGCCGCAGCGCCGGCGCAGGCCAGGACACCCCCCCCGGGGGGCGCACGCAAGAACGAACCAACCCGCAGCCACGCACGGCACCACCCCGCCCGAACCGAAGCUGAUUGAUGCUGAGCGCAGCCAAAUCCAGCCGCUAGCCAUAGAUAGCCAGCCCAUAGGAAUAUCGCCAAGAAUUCUCCCCGUCUCCCCGUCUUCCUCUCUCUCGUCUCCUCCCUCGUUCCGGAUCCACCGCCGCAGCCUUAGCGGGCCCCGUCGCUGUCGCUCCGCCUCCCGCCCGCUCGCGGCUCGCUUGCCGGGGGGCCUCUGAUUCCCCGGACGGCGCCUGUGCAGGGCGGCCGUGACUUGAGGAGUGCUCUGCUGUGGUCCGCCCGGCGAUGGACCGGGGCCAGCGCCUCGGCCGCGCGCUGGACGCCUUCGGGGGCGACAUGUGGGCGCUGGUUGACGCCGCGCUGGACGCGGCCGCGCGGGACCGCCCCGACGACCUGCGCGCGCGCCGCGACGGCAUCGUCGAGCGCCUCUACGCCGCCGCCACCGCCGGCUGUAGCAACUGCGCCGGGCGUCCGCCGCCUCUUGCUGCUUUAGCGGCGGCGGGGCUGGAUGAGGAGGACGGCGAGGAGGCGGCUCCGGCUUCUUCAGCGGUGGCUUUGGAGGCGGAGGCUGACGCGCAAGCCGGUGGCGCAGAGGAGCGAGCAGAGGAGCUCGGCGCCGGCGCGCCCGGGCUCGAGAGCAAGAUCGUGGCCAUAAGGGACUUCUUGGAUGACCCCAAUCAGCCCGAGGACGAGCUGGUGCGCUUGCUGCAGAGCCUGGCAGACAUGGACGUCACCUACAGCGCCCUCCAGGAGACUGACAUCGGGCGGCAGGUGAAUGGUCUGCGCAAGCACUCUUCUGCCGAGGUCAGGCGACUGGUGAAGCAGCUGAUCAGGAAGUGGAAGGAGAUAGUGGACGAAUGGGUGCGCCUGCACAAUUCCGGCAGUGACGGCAGCGCCACAGUUAUGACUGAUGGUGACUCCCCAGAUAAAAUCCAAGGCAGGAGCCACCAAAGCCCUCGGGUUUCAGGAUUUCAGUAUUCUCCCAGCCCACAGAGGCAAAAUGGUUCAGCUUCAGAGAGGGCUAUCAAUGGGUUUGAUUCAACAAUGGAUGCAAAGCGUAGGGCCAGCCCUGUACCAGCACAUCAUAAUUCCAAGCAGAUGAACAACAACCAUAACUCUGCUACUACUACGUCAUCUGCUCCAGCUUUUUCUGUGCAGAAAGUGACAAGGGAGCAAAGGCAGAGUCUUUUGGACCUUGACAAGCUUGACUCUGCUAGGAAGAGGCUCCAGGAGAAUUAUCAAGAAGCACAAAAUGCCAAAAAGCAGAGGACAAUCCAAGUGAUGGACAUCAAUGACAUACCGAAGCCAAAAAACAGAAACGCCUUCAUCCGCAAGAGCGCCAGCAGUGGGCUCCCGGCGAGGAACCGAUAACCUAGCCUUCAUCGGCUGGACAUUUGCGCCACUUGCAAACUUGUUCCCUAGAACCGCAACGGGGAAAGAGAAAGAAGCAAACGGUUUCUUGUUCUUGUUCCCCGUGUCUUGAUUGCCUAGGCUUUACCUCCAGCGUAAUAUUGUCAGAAGUCAGGUACAUAAGAGUGAACUCAUAUGAUGUUUCUCGAGGAGAAAGAAUAGAAAUUAGGCACUGGUUUUGCUAUCCUUUUGGUUGCUGCUAUCGCUGUUGGUCAGUGGUGGAUACAGUAGUA
Molecule: messenger RNA, 1795 nt
Organism: Sorghum bicolor (sorghum)
Lineage: Eukaryota; Viridiplantae; Streptophyta; Magnoliopsida; Poales; Poaceae
Product: probable mediator of RNA polymerase II transcription subunit 26c
Exons: 9
Coding region: 438-1523 (361 amino acids)
Cellular component (GO): nucleus
Source: RefSeq, a predicted model, not a curated record